Rasamsonia emersonii CBS 393.64 is the source of this 525-nucleotide messenger RNA. RefSeq lists its product as uncharacterized. The transcript has a single exon. Lineage: Eukaryota; Fungi; Ascomycota; Eurotiomycetes; Eurotiales; Trichocomaceae. The record is from RefSeq and is a predicted model, not a curated record. The annotation marks the transcript as partial.
AAUGCUCGGGACCUACAUCUAGCAGGCCGUAUACCCUCCAUCAACAGUCCAUUGAGCUACGAAAUUGGAAUUAGUCCCAAGGUUCUUGCUCCAGGUUCGGUGAUCUUACCUCCAGUCACAUAUGAUGCCUCAUCGCUCAACAGGAAACAUAAAACAUUGGCCACUUCUUCAGCCUUGCCCAUGCGGCCCAGCAGGGUUGCACCGCCCAUGACAUCCGCGCUGAAGAGGCCCUUCUCCUCGCCAUCGCGGAAGAUGCGCGUAUCUAUCGGUCCUCUAGUAGUAGCUUUUGUCAGUCAAAAAAAAAUCUCAUUCGCCAAUAAUUUUUUUAAUCGUUGUCACACGCACGGAAGCAGAGCAUUGAUCCUCACGCCGGCCCUUCCAUACUCGCCUGCAGCGGAUGCCGUCAAUCCGAUGACUCCAUGCUUGCUGGACGAAUACGCCGCGCUUUUCGGCAGGCCGUGGAUGCCCGCAGUGCUGGCAACGUUGACGAUCGAGCCGCCGGGCUUCGGGAGAUGCGGAAGCUGA